Messenger RNA from Truncatella angustata, 1803 nucleotides. RefSeq names its product DNA repair protein RAD50. Gene Ontology annotation, molecular function: transmembrane transporter activity. Gene Ontology annotation, biological process: transmembrane transport. The record is from RefSeq and is a predicted model, not a curated record. Lineage: Eukaryota; Fungi; Ascomycota; Sordariomycetes; Amphisphaeriales; Sporocadaceae. The transcript is spliced from 5 exons. Bases 1 to 1803 code for a protein of 600 amino acids.
AUGGCUGCAUCUAUUACCGCGGAAUAUUCACUCAAAGAGCCUCCUUCUGUGGAAGCUCGAGACGUGUCCGAUUCAAUCCACAGCCAAAACCACCACAACCUGGAUAAGAAUGGCACCGACACCACCUCUGAGCCGGAACAGACGGACGAUGUUGUCGCAAAAGAUGGGAGCGCUCCCACUUUUGAACGCGGACCCCGAUUCUGGGCCAUCAUCGCUACUCUCUGCGUCAUCGGUCUUCUGAGUGCUUUGGAGAACACAGUCGUUACAACUUCGCUCCCUUACAUCAUUGCCGAGCUCGAUCUAGGGGAGAACUAUAUUUGGGUCACCAAUGUGUUCUUCUUGACUAGCGCCGCCGUUCAGCCUCUCUUUGGACAGAUGGCCAACAUCUUCGGUCGGCGAUGGGUUACUAUGCUUAUCGUAGCCCUAUUCACGUUGGGUAGUGGUAUCGCUGGAGGCGCUUCAAAUGGCGCGACCCUUAUCGCCGGGCGAGCCAUCCAAGGUAUGGGCAGUGGAGGCAUUAACUUGAUUAUCGAUGUCAUCAUAUCCGAUCUUGUUCCUUUGAGAGAGCGUGGCAACUACAUGGCAUUCGUCCUCGUUGUGUAUUUCGUCGGAAUGGCCGUCGGCCCUUAUGUCGGCGGCGCAUUCGUCGAAACUACUACCUGGCGCUGGGUCUUCUGGAUCAACCUUCCUGUUGGAGGAGCUUCUAUGGCCAUGAUCUUCGCUUUCCUCCAUGUCAAAUACAACAAGGAGAUGCCAUUUAUGCAGAAGCUCCGUCGCGUUGAUUACAUUGGUAACUCGAUUUUAAUUAUCUCCACGAUAGCAAUUCUGUACGCCUUGACAUAUGGAGGUGCAAGGAAUCCCUGGAAGUCAGGUCAAAUUCUUGCCCCGCUCAUCGUUGGGCUCUUGGGUCUUGUAUUAUUCAUGGUUUACGAGGCACUUGGCCGAGCUAGGGAGCCCGUUAUACCGCCACGCCUUUUUGCCAACCGAACCUCGUCGACCGUCUUCGUUGUAACUUUUUUCAACUCUGCCCUUUUAUUCUGGACUAUGUUCUUCCUACCUGUGUAUUUCCAAGCUAUACUAGGAGCCUCCCCUGCCAGAUCCGGCAUUCUGCUUCUACCAGCCAUUGUAAUCGGUGUGCCAGGCGCUGCCGUCGCGGUUGUACUUCUUGCCAAGUUUGGCCGCUACAAGCCUCUUCACCUUAUCGGCUUCGGUAUCUUCACCCUCGGCGUUGGACUCUUUGUUCUCUUUGACAAAGACACCCCCCUGGCACAAAUUGUCGUCUUCCAGAUGAUUACCGCCGGCGGUUCGGGUUUCGUGUUGAAUACCUUGCUUCCCGCAUGCCAAGCGCCGCUGGAGGAGAAAGACCAGGCCACCAUCACCGCCGCUUGGUCCUUCAUCCGCAGCUUCGGUGCUAUCUGGGGCGUCGCCAUUCCAGCUGCUGUCUUCAACAAUCGCUUCGGCCAAUUGGCACACCUUAUCACGGACCCAGAAGUAGCGGCAAUCUUCAGUCACGGCGAUGCUUACCAGUUCGCCGUUGCCGACUUCAUUAACUCGUUCUCUGAGGUCACAAGGAAUGAGAUUGUCGGCAUCUACACGGACGCUCUCAAGCAGGUCUGGCAGAUUGGUAUCGUCUUCUCAGGGGUCUCAUUUUUGCUGGUCUUCAUCGAGAAAGAGAUUAAGCUUCGAACAGACCUUAACACCGACUUCGGCAUGGAGAGGGGCAAGAAAGAAGGCGAUGCCGAGGCUACCACGCCGAAGGAAGCACCAGCUACUGUUGACGCCGUCCCGGCGGUUUCGAAAUGA